GAUGGGAUGAGUAUAAAAGGGGCUCCUGUCCUGUACAGAAAGCUCAUGUAUCCAGCAAACAUGGGGGCCCCGCUGAGACCCCUCCUGCUGCUCUGCCUUUGCCUAGCGGCACAUUCCCUCUCAUUGCCCAGAAUACCCAUGACGGACAUGGAGGUAUCGGCCAUGGCGAUGGUCAGCACCGAAUACUACAACAGAGGAUCCAGUGACAACUCUGUCUUUCAGCUCUUCGAAUCUGAUAUUAACUACUUUACGAAUGGCUCUGAUGCGCAGAUACAGUUCACUAUAAAGGAGACUGGGUGCCAGAAAUCAGACAACCAGGUCGUACAGGAAUGUGACUUCCUUGAGAAUGGGGUAAUGAAAAGGUGCACCUCUAGCUUCUUCCCAGAGGAUGAGCUCCCAGCCAUUGUCAUAACCUGUGAUGCCGUCCAGAAUGCUCCUAUUCGUGUAAGAAGAUCAAGAAAUGGAGGCCGCGGUGGUGGAGGUCGAGGUGGUGGUCGUGGCGGUGGCGGAAGUCGUGGUGGUGGAAGCCGUGGUGGUGGUGGAAGAAGUGGCUCUGGAUCUUCCAUUGCUGGAGGUGGUGGAGGCCGUAUGAAUGGAUAUGCAUAAAGUGCCUUCCUCUGAAUGAAGCUCUUCCAUGGGUGCUAUUGGCUGCUCCAGAUGAUGCAAUGCUCCCACAAAGGUUCAGGGCCAAAUGUUGCCUCUUCCUUGUGUACUUCUCUACAUUGAAUGCAAUAAAAGAGCAGUUUUAAAUUGG
This is a messenger RNA of Xenopus tropicalis (tropical clawed frog), 754 nucleotides long. RefSeq names its product protegrin-3-like. The transcript has 4 exons. Gene Ontology annotation, cellular component: extracellular region. Bases 7 to 606 code for a protein of 199 amino acids. Gene Ontology annotation, biological process: defense response. NCBI's taxonomy places the organism in Eukaryota, Metazoa, Chordata, Amphibia, Anura, Pipidae. The record is from RefSeq and is a predicted model, not a curated record.